Molecule: messenger RNA, 531 nt
Organism: Papaver somniferum (opium poppy)
Lineage: Eukaryota; Viridiplantae; Streptophyta; Magnoliopsida; Ranunculales; Papaveraceae
Exons: 3
Coding region: 1-531 (176 amino acids)
Source: RefSeq, a predicted model, not a curated record
AUGUAUAUGCUUGACAUGUCUCGUCGUAAUAAUGGUUCAACCGGCCCACAAGAUGAGGGUUUAGGUGAUGUUGUUCGUGCUUUGAAUGUUGUUGCUCAAGCGAUGCAGCAACAAGUGAAUCUUAAUCAGAAUGCACCUCCUCCUCCACCACCACCUAAUCAAAGGGGUAGUCCUGAUCCACUAGUUGUUGAAGAUAGGAUAGAUAAGAUUGAGAAAAUAUUCACCCUAUUAGACGUGAAUGGUGAGGAUAAGUUUAAUCUUGCAGUUUAUAAGCUUGGGGGUGAAGCCACUCGUUGGUGGGAUAUGACUCGUCGUUCUAGAAAUGAUGGCAUGUUUACCUGGGUAGAAUUUCGACUCGCUUUCCUAAAUAAGUACUUUCCACAAACUGCGCGAAACCAACGCAUGAUCGAGUUUAUGUUGUUGACCCAGAGAAAUAUGACAGUAGCGCAGUAUCAAGCCAAGUUUGAAGAACUUUCUCAUUUUGCUCCUCACUUGGUUGAGCAUGAAGAGCUGAAGGCUUUUAAGUUUUAG